Molecule: messenger RNA, 791 nt
Organism: Ipomoea nil (Japanese morning glory)
Lineage: Eukaryota; Viridiplantae; Streptophyta; Magnoliopsida; Solanales; Convolvulaceae
Product: protein LURP-one-related 11-like
Exons: 3
Coding region: 51-677 (208 amino acids)
Source: RefSeq, a predicted model, not a curated record
UUCAAUUCGUCUUCAAUUCAAUCUGCUUGCUUGCUAGCUAUUUCAAUUCAAUGGCGGCUAAAAUCCAUCCUCAGAUAUCUUCAUCAUCUUCCAAUUCUUGUUCUAACUACGUGACUUCAAAAAGAGAAACACUUACGAUAUGGAUGAAAUCCUUGGUUUUCCAUGGCAAUGGUUGCACCGCCUAUAAUUCCAAAGGAGAAAUCGUUUUCAGAGUUGAUAAUUAUCAAGAAAAGAACAGCACCAAGGUUUAUCUCAUGGAUUUGCAUGGCCAGGUCCUCUUUUCCAUUCAAAAACAGAAACUAAGAAUUUUCGGUCGCUGGAACGGAUACAAAUGGAACAGCAGUAGUGGAUUAUUGAAGGGGAGGCCAUGGUUUCAAGUGAGAAGGAGUUGCAGAUUCUUGAAACGAGACUUGACUUGUAAUGUUGGGGUGGGUAGUUGUGAUAAGAUCAUCCAUGGGAACUCUUACAUGUUGAAGAAAUCAGAUGGAAAAUCUGCUUUCAAGAUUGUUGACCACAGCACUGGCAACACAGUUGCAGAGGUGAAACAGAAGCAAUCAUCUCAAGGUUUGGCCUUUGGUGAAGAUGUACUGAGCUUGGUUGUGGAGCCCCAGAUUGAUCAGUCACUGAUUAUGGCUAUUAUUGUCACAGUGUUUGGACUGGUUAAUUGUAAACUGUAACUAUUAAUUACUCCUCCACCUUCAGGAAUUUCUUGCCACACUUGUAAAUUUCACAGAGGAAAUACUUGUAACAUCAAACUUUAAUUUACUCAAAAAGUUUCCAUUUUUACCUCA